Striga asiatica is the source of this 2254-nucleotide messenger RNA. The record is from the annotation of a GenBank genome assembly. NCBI's taxonomy places the organism in Eukaryota, Viridiplantae, Streptophyta, Magnoliopsida, Lamiales, Orobanchaceae.
AUGAAGUACGUGUUGGUGACGGGAGGAGUGGUGAGUGGGCUGGGUAAAGGCGUCACUGCCAGCAGCAUCGGCCUUAUCCUAAAGGCCUGUGGCCUUCGCGUUACUUCCAUCAAGAUUGGUACGUUUCUUCUGUCUUCUUCUUCUGCAAUCUCCGGACGGAAACUGAUUUUGUUGUUUUGGCAUUCAGAUCCUUAUUUGAAUACGGAUGCUGGAACUAUGUCUCCUUUUGAACACGGAGAAGUGUUUGUUCUCGAUGAUGGUGGGGAGUCUGUAAUCGACAAGGAGAGGAGGGGAGAUUAUUUAGGGCAAACAGUUCAGGUUGUGCCUCACAUAACUGAUGCCAUCCAAGAGUGGAUUGAACGUGUUGCUGCUAUACCAGUGGAUGGGAAAGAGGGCCCAGCUGAUGUUUGUGUUAUAGAGUUGGGUGGGACUAUUGGGGAUAUUGAGUCGAUGCCCUUCAUCGAGGCUCUUGGACAAUUUUCAUAUCGAGUUGGUGCUGGAAAUUUUUGUUUAAUACAUGUCAGUUUAGUGCCUGUUGUAACUGUUGUUGGUGAGCAGAAAACAAAGCCAACUCAACACAGUGUUAGGGGACUUCGAAGCUUGGGUCUGACACCAAAUAUUUUAGCGUGCCGCAGCACAGUGGAACUUGAGGGAAAUGUCAAAGAAAAGCUUUCUCGUUUUUGCCAUGUUCAGAUAGAUAAUAUAAUCACACUCUAUGACGUUUCCAACAUCUGGCAUGUGCCUUUGCUUUUGAGAGACCAGAAGGCCCAUGAGGCAAUUUUGAAGGUCCUGAACCUCAAUAGUCAUGCUGGGAAACCUGCUCUCGAAGAAUGGACAUCUAGGGCAGAUCUAUGUGAUCUGUUGAACGAGCCUGUUAGAAUUGCCAUGGUUGGUAAAUACACGGGACUUGCAGAUUCUUAUCUCUCUGUGCUGAAGGCUCUUCUGCAUGCUUCUGUUGCGUGCCAUAGAAAAUUAUGCAUAGAUUGGGUUCCCGCAAGUGAUCUUGAAGAUGCUACUGCAGAAGAGAAUCCUGUUUCUUAUGAAAAUGCUUGGAAAUUGUUGAAGGGGGCAGAUGGAAUAUUAGUUCCUGGAGGUUUUGGUGACAGAGGAGUGGAGGGUAAAAUCCUGGCUGCAAAGUAUGCCCGUGAAAACAAGGUUCCGUAUCUUGGGAUAUGUCUGGGAAUGCAAACUGCAGUAAUUGAAUUUGCUCGGUCUGUCCUUGGACUACAUGAUGCAAACAGUACAGAAUUUGCUCCAAACACACAACACCCUUGUGUUAUUUUCAUGCCAGAGGGUUCAAAAACGCAUAUGGGAGGCACUAUGCGUCUAGGAUCAAGGAGGACAUACUUCCAUUGUACUUCGAGUAAAUCGGCAAAGUUAUACGGAAAUAGGAUUUCUAUUGAUGAGAGACAUCGACACAGAUAUGAGGUGAAUCCUGAUAUGGUUCAGCGACUUGAACAUGCUGGUCUCUCUUUCACUGGGAAAGAUGAAAGCGGACGUCGCAUGGAGAUAGUUGAGCUGCCUAGUCAUCCUUACUUUAUCGGAGCUCAAUUUCAUCCUGAGUUCAAAUCACGACCAGGAAAACCCUCCGCCCUUUUCUUAGGACUUGUAGCUGCAGCUUCCGGCCAGCUGGAUGCUUUGUUGAAGAAAAGUGCAACAAAAACAUGCAGGAUGAGCAAUGGUUCCUCGACAAUAAAGGCACACCUCUAUGAGAAUGCAACUAAGAUAGCAACUAAUGGAUCUUACUGCAAUGGGAAUGGUUUACAUGCUUGAGCGAUUUGAUCUAUUGGAUUUUCUCUAGCCGGGUUUGAGUUGAUCAUUGUUUUUCUUGCAGCAACAGUUUUAUGUGUAAAGACACAGUGGAGAGAGUUUGUAGGUUCUAUGGGUAAUUCACAUGCUGAAUUCCGGUCUUUUAAACGGAAAGAAAUCGUCGAUUGCAACAGAAAUAGUGCGAGUAGAAGAAUAUUGUUGCACUUUGUUUUGCUAACUUUUUGUGUUUCGAUUUUCCCCCCUCAACUCUAGUUUUGACUAUUGCUGCGCUGAGGCUUGCUCUCAGUGUGUAUGAACCAAGUAAUGCAUUUUGUUUUGUUGUAACCAUUCAAAAUGCUAGAUCAUGGUAUACUGUAGACCGAAUUGCAGGCUUGAAUUAAUCAGUUUGGAUGAUGAUUUUCCAGCGCAAUUCACGCAGUUUAUUAUUUUAUUUGAGUUUAUGAGGUAGAUUUGUAGGUAACUUGUGCCAGAUUACAGCAAAAAA